Messenger RNA from Closterium sp. Yama58-4, 1023 nucleotides. The record is from the annotation of a GenBank genome assembly. NCBI's taxonomy places the organism in Eukaryota, Viridiplantae, Streptophyta, Zygnematophyceae, Desmidiales, Closteriaceae.
AUGCAUCCCUCCUCCAUGGUUGUGUGUGUGCACUCAUGUCAUGGUGCGGUGCAGAUAUUUGAGAUGACAGCGGGAGUGUUCAUGGUGGAAGCACGCAAGGCUGCUGGCGACACGCUCGAGUACCACAAGGUCAGCACAGCAGCCCACUGUCCCUUCUUUCCCUCCCCCCCUUCUCCCAAUCCUACUUUUUGCCCUCCCUCCCCCCUGGUUGCCUCCGUGCACCUUUCUUUUAUUUCUUUCCUUUUUUCCCCCCCCCGCGCUCCUCCCCACACUACGUGUCACUCGCCCUGUCCCUGCUGCCUCCCACCCCACCAGUUCUACCGUGCGCUGCUGGCACGGGUCUCAGACAUGGUGUGCCAUGACACCACAUACAUCGCCCCAUCCCUCGCUCCUGCUCCUCUCGCUCCUGCAACCCUCCCAACCUCGCCUCCCGACACUGCCACCUGCCCCUCUGCGCCAUCGCCUGGCAUAUCUGGCAAGCCAGGAGUGGUGCAGGAGGCAAAGCCCGGCGUCGCAAGGGACGAAGUAGAACAGCUGAUGGAGCCGCAGCAGGCUGAGUCACCCCAUAGGCGACCGUCUCUGGACGAGGGCCGGAUUGCUCCCAUGCAGGCGCAUGGCAGCGUUGAUGGUGAGAGAGGCAGGCGGAGAUCCAUGGAUGAGACCCGCCUGCCAGUUGCAGAUGUGGCAGCGGGAGAGGCAACAAGGAGAGAUGAGGCGUUGAGAUCUCCUGCCAAGGCCAGGUCAUUGGAUUUCUGGCCUGGAUCGCUGAUGUCAUCGGUGCUGCAGUCGCCCCUCUUCAAGGCCCGCUCUGCAUCUCCCUCCAGCCCCUCAUGCAACUCUCCGGGCAACGACCCUCCUGCCCUGAGCCUGGCACAGCUGCACAGCUUCUCCUGUUCCUGCUCUGGCCCCAUGUGCCACUGUCGGGCCGCAGUGAGCUGCAGUGCAGACAGGAGUGGAGGUGGUGAUGGCAGGGGUGAGGGGUGUGGUGAGACGGAGGCAGUGCACAUGCAGCAGGUGAUGUGA